Molecule: messenger RNA, 4798 nt
Organism: Solenopsis invicta (red fire ant)
Lineage: Eukaryota; Metazoa; Arthropoda; Insecta; Hymenoptera; Formicidae
Product: serine/threonine-protein phosphatase 6 regulatory ankyrin repeat subunit B
Exons: 13
Coding region: 848-4642 (1264 amino acids)
Biological process (GO): monoatomic ion transport; transmembrane transport
Cellular component (GO): membrane
Molecular function (GO): monoatomic ion channel activity; protein binding
Source: RefSeq, a predicted model, not a curated record
GCAACACACCCAAUAAUCGAUACAAAUCGAACCCUGGAGAGACGAUGCUGAUAGGAGGGGUGAUGCGUGAAGUGGAGGACCGCGAGGCAUAGCGAAGCAUCGCACAGAGGACCGCAUUAGAGUUUGCGACGAGUCCAUUUGGAGCCGCUUACUUGUUCAAACGGUUUCUGAUCCGCUAUAUUUUUGUGCCUGUUGAUUGCAUCACAAUCAGCCGUCGAAACAAUUGUCGUUCCGAGCUUUGAAAGCUAGAUUACAAUUUUGCUGCAUGGCUAAAUCGUCCCUGUUCUGACUAAUUACUAGGGUCGGGUGUUAAUAAAUAAGAAACAAGUAAGCAAAGAGGUUACGACGUUUGGAACCGAAUUACAUCCGAGAAGAAGAAAAAGAAAUAGCAGCUAUGUGAGUAGAAAAUGUUGAAAAUACGGAAAGCUAUAUAAUUAUGUAUUAAUUAAAUAUUUACAAUCUAUAGAAUUUUUUUUAAUAUUAUGUCAAUUUACGUCAAUAACUUUGAUCAAAAGAUUUCUAGAUCUCUCUAAAAUUGCAUUAAACAAAAUGAGCUGGGUUCUGUCCACACAAAAAACCUCGGCUAGAACAAUAACAACAGAUUGUGAUAAAUUUAUUCUUAAAACUUAUCAAUUGAAAAACUUUGAACUAAUAAAUAAAAUUCAAAACAUGUAUAAUUCUAGUAUGGAAAGAAAAGCAACUUCAUGUUAUUGUAAAAAGUUGGGAGAAAAUAAAUAAAUACCUUCCUCCAUUAAACAAAUGGAACAUUCAUCCGACUUACGCCUACCCAAUAAACAAAGAGAAGGUUAAAUUAAAUUUUGAUUAUAACUCAGGGUCCCUGGCAAAGAUGGCUGGCAUUAGUAUUAAUAAAACGUUUGAAAGCAAAAUCUUUUUUAACAAAUCAGACGAAAACGAAAUCGACAUUUAUACUGACUAUGGUUCAAAAACUAGAAAGAUGCAUAAGGAUAGAAAUAGGGAAGAUUUUGAUACAGAACCGGAGAAUGCAGUAGGCUGCGCGAUAUUUAAAAUCGCAAUACAAGACGGCGAUCCGAAUCAUAUUGCACUCAUAUCAGCGAUCAAAAAUGGAGAGUUCGAAAACGCAAGGGAAAUUUUGAUAUUCGAUCGCGAAAAUAAAUACGUAGGUCCAUUAGGUGUCCUUCAAGUGACAGCCCUGCAGAUGGCUGCGUGGCAAGGAAACGUAGGUCUGUUGAACCAACUUCACGGAAGAGGCGCCGAUAUAAACAGCAAAGAUAAAAUUGGUAGAUGCGCACUUUAUUACGCGGCGUACAGCGGUAAUACUGAUGUGACAAAGUGGCUUCUUGCACAUGGAGGACGCGUUAAUAUCAAAAUCGGUAUUUACUCAUCUGAGACCAACAUCCCUAAUGAUAUACGUACCGCGAACAAGCAAUAUAGCCCGUUAGAAAGACAGUUGCCAAUACCCGAUUGCAAGGGAAGAACACCGUUGCAUUAUGCGGUGGAGAAUAAUCACGCAGAUGUUGUAGGCGUUUUAGUGGAACACUGUGCAAAUGUGAAUGUUGAAGACGACAGCAAGAUUACUCCAUUGCUCUUAGCAGGAAACUCAGUGAAUCGCGACGAUCUUGAUGAAAUGACUAAGUUCAAUGAGAUCGUUAGGAUCUUAGUAGGUCCAUUAGGUGUUCUUCAAGUGACAGCCCUGCAGAUGGCUGCGUGGCAAGGGAACAUAGAUCUGUUGAAUCAACUCCACGAGAGAGGCGCCGAUAUAAACAGCAAAGACAAAAUUGGUAGGUGCGCACUUUAUUACGCAGCGUACAGCGGUAAUACUGAUGUGACAAAGUGGCUUCUUGAACAUGGAGGAGACGUCGACAUCAAAAUCGGUAUUUACUCAUUUGACAGCAACAUCCCUUAUGAUGAAUACUUCGCGAACAUGCAAUAUGGCUCGUUAGAAAGAGAGUUGCCAAUACCCUUCUGCAAGGGAAGAACACCGUUGCAUUAUGCGGUGGAGAAUAAUCACGCAGAUGUUGUAGACGUUUUAGUGGAACACUAUGCAAAUGUGAAUGUUGAAGACGACAGAAAGAUUACUCCAUUGCUCUUAGCAGUAGGUCCAUUAGGUGUUCUUCAAGUGACAGCCCUGCAGAUGGCUGCGUGGCAAGGGAACAUAGAUCUGUUGAAUCAACUCUACGAGAGAGGCGCCGAUAUAAACAGCAAAGACAAAAUUGGUAGGUGCGCACUUUAUUACGCAGCGUACAGCGGUAAUACUGAUGUGACAAAGUGGCUUCUUGAACAUGGAGGAGACGUCGACAUCAAAAUCGGUAUUUACUCAUCUGAGACCAACAUCCCUUAUGAUGAAUACAUCGCGUACAUGCAAUACAACCCGUUAGAAAGACAGUUGCCAAUACCGUACUGCAGGGGAAGAACACCCUUGCAUUAUGCAGUGGAAAAUAAUCAUGCAGACGUUGUGGGCAUUUUAGCAGAAAGCGGAGCGAAUGUGAAUUUUGAAGACAAGGACCAGAUUACCCCGUUGCUUUUAGUAGGAACCUGGGUGAUUUGCGACAAUCUCAAUGAUAGGAUUAAGUUCUUUGAGAUUGUUAGGAUUCUAGUCAACGCAAAUGUGCGCGUUAACGCUACUUGUCCAAGAACGGGUAACACUGCUCUGCACUAUGCAGCAGUGGUAGGAAGUGUAGAAGCAACGGAGAUAUUGUUAAGAGAUGCACGGCCGGAUAACUGCAACUACUCCGGAGAUAGGCCUCUUCAUACUACCGCGAGUAGAUUCCCAAUACUCAACAACAUAGGAAAAACACCCUUGCAUUGUGCAGUAGAAAAUAAUCACGCAGACGUUGUGCGCGUUUUAGUGGAAGGCGGAAUGGAUGUGAAUGUUAAAGACAACCAGAGGAUUACCCCGUUGCUCUUAGCAGGAAGUUCGGUGAAUCGUGACAAUCUCAAUGAGAUGACUAAGUUCGUCGAGAUCGUUAGGAUUCUAGUCGACGCGAAUGCGUUUGUUGACGAUAUUGAUCCGGUUACGGGUAACACUGCUCUGCAUCAGGCGGUAAUGCUAGGCAGUGCAGAAGCAACGAAGAUUCUGUCAAGUAAUGCACGGUCGGAUAACUUCAACUAUUCCAGAAAAACGCCUCUUCAUAUCGCCGUGGAAUUAGGGCGUAUUAAAAUACUUCAGGUUCUACUUGAACAAUUGCCAUACGAGAACAUUGAUAAACGUGAUAAGGACAAUCAUACGGCUCUUGAUAUAGCGAUUUAUCGAGAUAAUCGCGACUGCGUUCAAGCUUUGAUCAGUUAUGGAGUUAAUUUAGCUGCGGUAACGAAGACUGGAGAUACCUCUGUUAGUGUUAUAUUUGAUAAUAUCUCGGAACCAGUCGACUUGUUAACAGAUGCCCUGAAUUCUUGUGUAAAAAUACCCGAAAAUAAUACUUUGGAAAAAUACAAGAAAAUCAUUGUCAACUUCAAAAUAUUGGCUCCAGAUCAUCAGAUGCAAAUGGCAGUAGUCACAGCCAUUAUUGCCGCAGUUUCGAAUAUGAAGCAACUAGCAAUAUUACAGCAUCCAGUUGUGGAGACGUUUCUCAGAUUAAAGUGGAAGAGAUUAAGAAUAUUUUUCUUUGUUCUUAUACUCAUACACUUGUUCUUUGCUAUUUCUCUUUCAAAGUAUGCUUUAAUGUUUUCACAAAACGAUACAGAUCAUGUGGUGACCCGAAGAAUCAUAGCGAUCUGUUCUUGCAUAUUUUUACUUUACAAUACGAUUCAAAUUAUAUUAGAACCAAAGAAUUAUUUGAGACAAUUAGAAACAUGGUUGUCAAUCAUAUGCGCUAUGUUAUCUUUGAUAACGUCGAUAGCGGGAGAGAUUGUAAAGUGUCCAAAGGAAGAAAUUAAGUCUCUAAGGCAUUGCAUGGACUGGAUGCUACAUUCCAUCAGCAUCGCAAUUUUGCUGAGUUGGAUGCAAAUGAUGUUGUUAAUUAGCCGAGUUCUAAUGUGGGGAGAUUACGCGCUCAUGUUUUACACGGUGUUGAAGAACAUUCUAAAGGUUCUGUUAGCAUUUGGUUCCUUGAUUAUUGGAUUCGCAUUAAGUUUUGCCGUUUUGUUUCACGGAAACCAGAAAUUUCACGAGUUCAAGAGUUCUAUUAUAAAAACUGUGGUUAUGAUGAUGGGCGAGUAUGAGUACGAGAAGCUGUUUGGCACUAAGAACGAUGAGAGUACUUUUCUAUCAGGCACAAAGAGAAUCGUGUUCAUCGUCUUCGUCAUCUUUGUCAGUAUCGUUCUCAUUAAUCUCAUGACCGGUCUGGCAGUCAACGACAUUCAAGGUCUUGAAAAAGAGGGCCACACACGUCGAUUAAUGAAACAAGCACAAUUUGUCGCACAUCUAGAAAAAGUGAUGUCACACCGAACCUUUUGCAGCGAUUGGUUACCUUGUCACUUAAAAAAUUUCCUGAGAUCGAGAGUCGAAAUAAAAACAGAAAUUACGCUGGUUUAUAAUAAAAAAAAUAUAAAUGUAAGCACUUAUUCUUUGGAGCCUCCGAAUAGGAUUCCGGUCCAUCUAAAAGAAGCUUUAUUUCUGUUAGUCAGGAAAUCUUUCAAGAACGAUAAGUAUGAAUUAUAUACAAUUAUACAAAUUAGCGUACAUUUUUCUAUGUUUUGGAAAUUGGAAUUAUGUCUAACGUAGAUCCGUAUAAUUAUGUUUUAGUUUAGCAGACAGAAACAGAAUUGGCGAUACAACCUUAACCCAAGUAGUACGUAUUUAAAAACGUAUGAGAUGUUUAAAUUGUACCAAUUAUAUAAAAAAUAUGUUGCUCUUUGAAAUAACUAAUGUCAAAACUUU